Saccostrea echinata is the source of this 3607-nucleotide messenger RNA. Its product is annotated as VWFA and cache domain-containing protein 1-like. NCBI's taxonomy places the organism in Eukaryota, Metazoa, Mollusca, Bivalvia, Ostreida, Ostreidae. Gene Ontology annotation, cellular component: voltage-gated calcium channel complex. Gene Ontology annotation, molecular function: voltage-gated calcium channel activity. The record is from RefSeq and is a predicted model, not a curated record. Bases 10 to 3393 code for a protein of 1127 amino acids. The transcript is spliced from 23 exons.
GGGUGAACAAUGAACACGAGAAUAUACUGUCUCAUUUUCCUUUUUGUGAACCUUGACACAGUGCAACAUGCGGAAUGUCAAAAAAUAAACGGAGCCACACUUGCCACUGAGCUUAACAGGGUGGCUAAUGCAGUGGGGCGGUCAUUUAUACAAAAUAUCUAUGACAAACUAAAAUAUACACAUACAGCAAGAAACGGAGGUGAUCAUUCACGAGAAAUUGCACGGAAAAUUAGUCAACGAAUGGAGAAUAUGAAAACUUCUUUGACUUAUCUUAAACAAACAAUGGAGAAUACGUUUGGGCAGAUGGCUCCCAGUAAUACAUACCAGGAUUGCUGCGUGGACGGUAAUUACGAGAACAAUCUGCAUUUUAGAACCAAGGUAUCAUUAGAGGAGUUUUGCUAUAGUAAGCCAAAUUAUGUUAGAGAAGAAAACCUUAGAUAUCCUACGAUGAAUGUACUGGAUACCAUGAAAACAAACCACGAAAACAACAAAAACCUCCAGUUUCAAUACAUUGCUCUGAAUUCAGGACUUUUUAUUAAUUAUCCAGCAACAAAAUUAACUGACUGUGACACAUAUGAUCCGAGGUUCAGACCUUUUUUUGUGGCCAGUACUACUACUACUCCCAGGGACAUAGUGGUCGUCAUAGAUAUAUCCGCUUCCAUGAGAGGGUAUAAGUUGACUGCAGCCAGGCAUGCGUUUAGCACUGUCAUUAAAACACUAAGUGCCAAGGACAAGAUUGCUAUUGUUGUAUUUAAUGAUGAGGCGGACAGCCCCAGUGGUUGUUACAGUGAUAUGUUAGUCCCGGUCACAAACACAACUCAGGAAUAUCUGGAAGGUUUCCUUAACGCGAAAGGGGCGAGUGGCGGAUCUGACUAUGCUAAGGGUCUCCGCAAAGCAUUCAGUUACCUAAAGACAAACUCAAGCAAAGGGACAAUGUCGAGAGAGCAGAUCAUCUUAUUUUUGACUGACGGGGAAAACUUAGGAGACAAUCCACUAGAAAUCAUCAGGGAUGAGAAUCAACAACUUCAGAAUAGAGUUGUCAUUAAUACGUACGGUAUAGGAGCAGGUCUGAGCAGCGAAGACAAAGAGUUGUUGAAAAAUAUGACUGAACAAAAGCUUAAUAGCAUUUCAUAUGGUCAUGUAAGGUCUGGAAAAUCUGUCAUCAUAGCGGAUGUUCAGACGACUUCACUGUCGGAAGUACUGGGUACUUACUACAACUACUCCAGUCUACCUAUAUCACAGUCCCCCGCAUAUACACAACCAUACAAAGACUUGUUCAGUAGAGAAUUCGUGAUGACGGGUUGUUUGCCUAUUGAGCAUCGUGGAGCCUUUGUUGGGGUGGUGUGUGCCGAUAUUUUGUUAAGUGAGCUGGUAUCGGAAAUCAUGUACCUCCAAGAGGGAGAAUUUUCUUACGCCUUCGUAAUCGAUGGUGAAGAACGGACACUGAUUCAUCCGCUUCUUCCGGAUCCACGUGACGUCACUGCAGAGGAAUAUGACGUAAACAACAUCUAUAACUUUGAAACUUCAGGAGAUGUUCAUGAAGUUAUAAAUUCCAUGAAAAAGAAAACGGGACAGAGAAUGUUACUGACGACUGUGAUAGAGUCCAGAGGAGACCGAUUGUACGAUGGAGACUCUCAGAGACAGCUUGAUGCAGUGUACUACUGGACUCCGAUUGUUGCAUCUGGAAGCAAUUUGUCUCUGUGCCUUGUGUUAAAGAAAAAUAGCAACAUCACUACACUUAAUGACCUUCCGCGUUCGCCUACAGACACCAGGGGUUUUGUAUACCAUAGAUGGGAUUUAACCAGAUGGCCCCCACCAUACUGUAGACAUUUCAACAGAUAUGCCACAAAAGCCAGAACGACGGUAAAAUUUACACCAGACGCGUUCACUGAUCCGCUAGAAUACAAGGGGGUUGAAGAAACUGAACAAAGAGUGCAACAGUAUGCGAAAUAUCUCGCUGGAACAAUUACAACAAAUCCAGGACUUAAAACGUCGGCUAUCAAUUCUAUUCGAGCUACUCAUCCCAUUGAAGACUUCUGGAAAACAAACUCUAGUCGAGAUGCUCCUUACCUGGUUUGGCGAUAUAUAAUGACGGAAGAUGGUGUCAAUAGAAUCUACCCAGGAAUACGGUUAACCAAUGAUUAUGAUCAUAAACUUAGACCUUGGUACCGCCGAACUGUGUCUCAGAAAUUGCUUAAUGUUGUGUCCGCUCCUUAUGAAGAUUCCUGGGGAUCUGGAAAAGUUAUCUCAAUAACGAGGGCCAUUUUGAACCGCGAAACAAACCAUGCCAAAAUAGAGGCGGUUAUCGGGACAGACUUUUCCAUUUUCUACUUUAACCAGCUGCUUAAAGAUAUUUAUCCUGUAUGUGCAAAUACCACUUAUUACAGCUGUAUUGUGAUAGACAACAGCGGAUUCCUGGUUAUGCAUCCGUAUUAUAUUGAAACAACGUCUCCAAUAAAAGAAUCUAUCCAUAUCACCUACAUGGAGGGUAAGAUAUCGCGGUCGCUAAUAGCAGCUGGUUUAAUGUUCCGAGAGCCAUGCAGAGACACAGAGAAGAAAAAGGAACAAUUUACAUAUAGAGUCAGAUUGCCACAGAGCCAUCCGAAUGGAAUAGUCGAUUCCAUAGAGGGGUAUGAAAUGCGCCCAGUUAGUGGUUCAAACGUCUUUCUUGUUUUAAAACAAAGGGGACUUAAGGAGGAAUCACCAUGCUGUUCUGAAUUGAGUUCCGAACCCCCCAGCAGAGUGCAAUGCGGAGCAGGACAAUGUACUUGCCUUUGCUUCAAGAGCCUGGAUUUUAACGACUGUGAAAAUAAAUAUACAAACCUGGAUGAGAAUGUUCCUUGUAAUCCUAAAUUACCAAUUCUUGGUUCUGUCAGUCCACCUGAGGAAGAUAGAACUAGAUAUCUAGAUACCUGCUUUCCAACAAGCUGUCCUUGUCGAAAAACAGAAAGGCAAUGCUUUCGUACAUCUGGCUGUUCAUGGUGUACAAGUACGAAGGAGGGAAAAUUGUUUGAUUUGAUUGGAGGAUUUUGCGAUUUGAAGGAAUCUUGUCCUAACCAAAUGUGCGUCGAAAAAGAUUGCAGUUCUAAAUGUUGCAAUGCAGAGUGUGACUCAAAGGAAAGUAAUUCAUUGGUGGAAAUAGUUGCUCCUACUGUAUCCGUAGUGGUCAUUAUUAUCGUCGUCAUUGUCGUCGCCAUCAUCGUCUUCUUCGUUAUACGAAAAGGACGAUCUCAAACAGAUGACACAUACUUUGACCCUGUUCAUACUGGGUCCGACUUUUCCAGUAGCCAGUUUGACUACAAUGCCGCUACUGAUUACGUCACAAUACCUGAACUACCUGAACUAAGUGCUCGUGCAGAAGAAAAUUUAAAAAUAAAAGAUGGCAAAGAAUAAAGGAGUGGGUGAGAAAAAAUUAUGAAUAUCAUACAAUAUCGUAUCUUAUCAUCUGGUUGAGAACCAUUCUUAUGAGUAUGGAGAAGAUACCUGGUAUACAUGUAUUUGAUACAUAAUGGUAUCUCAGUGUGAUGAGCGUGUAAUAUUUUGGUAGCUCUUUUAUUGAAGUUUAUGCCUUGGAGAUACUGUUUAACAUCAUUUUUUUUUUAUCAAA